Messenger RNA from Akanthomyces muscarius, 771 nucleotides. RefSeq lists its product as uncharacterized. NCBI's taxonomy places the organism in Eukaryota, Fungi, Ascomycota, Sordariomycetes, Hypocreales, Cordycipitaceae. The coding region runs from base 1 to 771 and encodes 256 amino acids. Gene Ontology annotation, cellular component: extracellular region. The record is from RefSeq and is a predicted model, not a curated record. Gene Ontology annotation, molecular function: ribonuclease T2 activity; RNA binding. Gene Ontology annotation, biological process: RNA catabolic process. The transcript is spliced from 2 exons.
AUGAUGCAAAAGUCGAUUGCCGUCUCGGCCCUCGCUGCCGGCGCCAUGGCUGCUGGAUCUUGCCCUAGCGACUCACCUCUGUCGUGCCACAACACCACCGCCGUCGCGGACACCUGCUGCUUCAUUCCCACGGGCCAGCUGCUCCAGACGCAGUUCUGGGACAGCAGCCCCCCCACUGGACCUUCUGACUCUUGGACCAUUCACGGUCUCUGGCCCGACAACUGCGACGGCACGUACCCUGCGCAGUGUGACGCGGAUCGCGCUUACACCAACAUCACCGAGAUUCUCAAGGCCAACAACGCCAGCGACACGCUCGACUACAUGAACCAAUACUGGAAGGACUACCAGGGCGACGACGAGCAGUUCUGGCAGCACGAGUGGGGCAAGCACGGCACCUGCAUCAGCACCCUUGAGCCAUCGUGCUACGGCAACAGCUACCAGGACGGCGAGGAGGCGGCCGACUUCUUCACGCGCACCGUCGGCCUCUUCAAGACGCUGCCCACGUACGAGUGGCUCGCCGCGGCCGGCAUCACGCCCUCGUCCAGCAAGACGUACGACGUGUCCCAGAUCCAGAGCGUCCUGUCCAAGAAGCACGGCGCCCAGGUCACGCUCGGCUGCAAGGGCAAGGUCUUCAAUGAGGUCUGGUACCACUUCAACGUCCAGGGCUCCCUCCAGGACGGCAAGUUCGUCGCGGCGGCCCCUGAUGGCGCCAAGAGCAAGUGUAAGGGCAAGGUCCAGUACAACCCCAAAUCUGGCGGUGAUGACUUCUAG